Messenger RNA from Nestor notabilis (Kea), 836 nucleotides. RefSeq names its product regulatory factor X-associated ankyrin-containing protein (gene RFXANK). Gene Ontology annotation, cellular component: nucleus. The record is from RefSeq and is a predicted model, not a curated record. Gene Ontology annotation, molecular function: protein binding. Gene Ontology annotation, biological process: regulation of transcription by RNA polymerase II. NCBI's taxonomy places the organism in Eukaryota, Metazoa, Chordata, Aves, Psittaciformes, Psittacidae. The transcript is spliced from 9 exons. The annotation marks the transcript as partial.
GGUGCGAGCGGGGACACGGGGCACAGCGGUGUCCCCCCGGCGUGUGUGCGGACAGACCAGGACAUGGCACGCUUGGGCCAUGGGGAUGGUGGAGGAGAUGCUCUCACGAAGGCCUCGAUGGACAGGCAGAAGAGCACGGAGCUCUCAGCCCUCGACAGUUUCCCCUUGAAGCACUCGAACACGCUGACGAACAGGCAGCGAGGGAACGAGGUCUCAGCCCUCCCAGCCACGCUGGACACACUGUCCAUCCACCAGCUCGCUGCCCAGGGGGAGCUCAGCCAGCUCAAAGAGCACCUUCGGAAAGGCGAGAACUUGGUCAAUAAACCUGAUGAGAGAGGUUUCACGCCGCUGAUCUGGGCUGCAGCCUUUGGCGAGAUCGAAACGGUCCGGCACCUGCUGGAAUGGGGUGCUGACCCCCAUGCGCUGGCGAAGGAGCGGGAGAGCGCCCUGUCCCUGGCCAGCAUGGGUGGCUACACUGACAUCGUCACCAUGCUCCUCGAGAGGAACGUGGACAUCAACAUCUAUGACUGGAACGGUGGCACCCCUCUGCUCUACGCCGUGCGUGGCAAUCACGUCAAGUGUGUCGAGGCCCUACUAGCUCGUGGCGCUGACCUGACAGAAGAGGCAGAUUCUGGCUACACCCCGAUGGAUCUGGCUGUGGCCCUGGGACACAAGAAAGUCCAACAGGUUAUGGAAAACCACAUCCUCAAGCUAUUUCAGAACAAGGAGCUGGAAUGACACGGCUGCUCCCGCUGCAGCUCCAGCGCUUCUCCCGCCCGGCACAGGGCUCCCCUCUGGGAACACCGUCCCUCGCCCAGCCAUUCCAGAAUGGGCAG